This is a messenger RNA of Colletotrichum godetiae, 692 nucleotides long. RefSeq lists its product as uncharacterized. Lineage: Eukaryota; Fungi; Ascomycota; Sordariomycetes; Glomerellales; Glomerellaceae. The coding region runs from base 53 to 505 and encodes 150 amino acids. The transcript has 4 exons. The record is from RefSeq and is a predicted model, not a curated record.
CAAUUGAUUCUCUUUUUUUAAUCACAAUAAGAUACCCCAGAAAUCAGCCAUCAUGUCUCUGCACUACCUCCCCCCCGUCAAGCCUUCGGCUAUCGCCCUCGGCACCAUCUUCAACCACACGGCUGAGCUCGCUGUCUUGACCCCCAUCUUCGGCCAGACCUACCAGCGCGCCAAGGCCGCCAACACCAAGGAGGAGUUCGCUCGCUCCAAGGAGGCUCAGGGUGCCGCCGUCGCCUGGGGAACAUCCCUCGUCGGCUCUGCCCUGCAGUCCUACGGUGUUGGUGCUCUCAUCAACGCCACCGGCACCCUGUCCUACAAGGGCGCGGCUUACCUCGGCUCUCUCAUCUUCUUCGCUACCUCUGCUCCCGGCUACAUCUCCCAGGUCUUCGUCGAGAAGCGCCCUGUCGACACUGUUGGAGUCAGCGUCCUGGCCAAGGUCAUCGAGACUGUCGGUCUGUCAGUCUUCCUCACCUGGUGGGGAACCCGCACCAACCCCUUCGACUAAAGGGUUUAACGUAUUAUGAAUGAUUGAGCAAUCCUGAAAGACGGAUUGCUUGUGUGCUAUUACCGUUGGGUCGGAUGGGAUGAGGACAUGGAGUUCAAAGAUAGUCAGCAGUUGCGGCUGGGGACAUUGUCAUGUACCUAACUUUUACGUCUCAGCCAUGAUCCCCUUAAUCGAUCAAAUUACCUGA